UAAUCCAAAAUGACGAUUCGAAGUAAACCCUCGGCUCACGACCUCGCACUUAACGACAUGCCUCAAAUGUUUCUACGAUACACAUUAGUAUAAUCCGAUUAGUCCGCACUUCGCAGCUUCCAUUUCAAUUUUCUUAUCUAAAGACGCCAAUUUUGUCACCUUCUUGGAAAGAAACUGAGCCUUAAGCCACAUGUCAUGGCUUCUUCUCUCUCUGCGUUUCCUUCUUUGAAUCCUUCGCCUCUCACUCCAAGAUUCUUACAAACCCUAAAUUCGCCGUUCCUCUCUCCGUGUUCUGUUUUGAGGCUAAAACAUGCGUCUUUCCCGAAUUCGAGAACUCGAAUUUCCCCUCUUCAGUCCAAACGAGCGCGGUCCAAAACUAUUGUUUUGUCUGCGCAGUCUAGUUUUCUGAAAGUUCUUAGAACCGCGUGGAAUAUAGGGAAAGAUGGAAUCGAAGCUGGAACCAACCUUGUACCUGUUUCUGUGCCUAGACCAGUUGCUAGAAUCUCAGUAACAACUGCAGCAUUGGCGGUUUCGUUGUUUGUUCUCAAGUCGUUUGUAUCAACAGCUUUCUUUGUAUUGGGUACAAUGGGAUUUGCAUAUUUCUUAUUUAUAGCCUUAAACAAAGAUGAAGCUCCUAAACAAGGAAGAGAUAGUAAGAGUUCUAGUUCCAAGCCAAUGGAUGAUCCACUUGAAGAAGCCAAGAAAAUCAUGGAAAAGUACAAGUAAGCUUAAGAUUUUUCUUCUCAUGAGUGAGAUCUCCAAUGUAUACAGAUACAAUACUUAGGAAUGUUGUGUUGUGCUUUGAUUUUAAGAUCAACUCGGAAAGGAGUAACCAGGUCUACUGCUAAAGUUCUGGUUAAGAAAAUAUUUACAUGUUAUACCAAAACAUAUCCCAACUCUGAGGGAUACUUACUA
Eutrema salsugineum is the source of this 915-nucleotide messenger RNA. RefSeq lists its product as uncharacterized. The record is from RefSeq and is a predicted model, not a curated record. Bases 196 to 726 code for a protein of 176 amino acids. The transcript has 4 exons. Lineage: Eukaryota; Viridiplantae; Streptophyta; Magnoliopsida; Brassicales; Brassicaceae.